AUGUCGGGUUCUAGUGCUUUACCGGUAUCACUGGAAUCGCGAUCUUCGCAAUCGCAAAUUCAUAUCCACCAUCAUCAUCAUUAUCAUCGAAGGGCCGCUAGCGAGGGCAAUUCGCAGGCAAAAAGAGAAUCUUCAGGCAGCAGCAAUGGCCAGAAAUCCACAUACCAGUCGAUCAAAUCGCUAACGCUCAACAACUUGGAUGCUAAACAGCAUUUUCUGAUAGCCGUGUGUCGAGAUGUUUCGUUACUCCCGCCUUUGCUCUCGCUGGCACACUCGCUAAAAAAAGCGUGGCUGUUGUCAGAUCGCACCGAUGCACUAUACAAUACGAAAGGACUUCUCCAGGUGAGCUUACCCAAGGCCUGGCACGCGUACCGGAGUCUGAAGACGCAGGCGUCUUCUCCUGACCAGGACCUUACAUCGCAACUAGUCACAGCACGCGCUUCCGAAUAUCUUCUGUGCUCACUGUGGUGUGUGGUGGCAGCAUACCUCACAUACGCGAUUUUGGACUCGCUGAUGGUGCGGUGGAUUGUAAAAUACUCAACCAUGGCAGCUAUCUUGCGCAUGUUCUCCAUGUCGCUGCUGAUCGUGACACUUGAAAUGCUUCUGCUCUCAUCACUCUCACCAAAAGGCGACUAUUACCUUCAUACCUGGAUCUUAAUCAGCUGCAUGCUCACAGGGGCCUACAUAUGGCAGAGUUUUUUGACGUCAGAUCUCAAUUACGUCGAGCAGGACUCGCCUUCACCCACCCCAUCACCUGUUUCGAGCAGCGGUAAUAUUCCAACGACAACGGCCGCGACGACUACCACCACUCACCGCUCUUCGAGUUCUGGUUCCACCACCACCAACCCAGUCACGUGUGAUCCAUCAGCUGACUCGGUUUCUUCACGUAAGCGAAAGCGGAGCCCACGAUCGCUUCGCCUCACCAAACCUCGCCAAAUUCACCUUUAUAACAUAACGGUGUUCUGCGUAGUCCCUGUAGGUUUCGCGAGUUUCAUCACCAUGAUCGGGCUUCUCCGCAAUCUCGUGAUACAGCGACUCGAUCUCGAGCAGCUUGAACGCAUGAUCGCACAAAGCUACACAGAAUAA
Messenger RNA from Lachancea nothofagi CBS 11611, 1086 nucleotides. The record is from the annotation of a GenBank genome assembly. NCBI's taxonomy places the organism in Eukaryota, Fungi, Ascomycota, Saccharomycetes, Saccharomycetales, Saccharomycetaceae.